This is a messenger RNA of Paralichthys olivaceus (Japanese flounder), 3257 nucleotides long. NCBI's taxonomy places the organism in Eukaryota, Metazoa, Chordata, Actinopteri, Pleuronectiformes, Paralichthyidae. The record is from RefSeq and is a predicted model, not a curated record.
UCCUGGGCCGGGAUCGGAACUUCCGCCCCGGACACGGAGCGUGUCCCAUUGUACGAGCUGCUCUCGAACCCGCGGUUGUUGCGGCGCAGCCAGUUUAAAUGCGUGAUUCCUCUAAAGUUGUUUCGCGUCGUUGUCGCCGGUUUAGCGCGUGAGAGUCGGUGUCACACGCGAACCUCACCGAGGAAGCACCGUGUUGUCAGCGGGACACACAGCGGCGGGUCUCCCCCCGGAGGAAUUAGUUCGUUAGCGGCGUCGCAGCCACCUUGCGGUCCCGCUAGCACCGGAGCUAGCUAACGUUAGCGGCGGCUGUUUGUUUUUUUUUGUUUGUUUGGUUUUUUUUGCAGCGUGAAUCUGACGGAGAUCCGCGGGGAAACAUGCCUUUAACCGGUAACGGUUGUGUUUCCGAGGGGAAAGAGCGUGAACGGGAGCCGUGGGUCGUCAACCACGCCGGCUGUCUAACCGACCUCACCCGGGCUGUCGCAGCGAGAGAGAGGGAGCACUUGACCCGGUACAGGAUGAACGGGUUCAGCACGGAGGAGGACAGCCAUGACGGACCGCCCGCACCGCCGUUCUACGGGCAGAGCUGCUGCCUGAUCGAGGACGGGGAGCGCUGCGGCCGCUCCGCUGGAAACGCCUCCUUCAGCAAGAGGAUCCAGAAGAGUAUAUCCCAGAAGAAGCUCAAGCUGGACAUCGACAAGAGUGUGCGACACCUCUACAUCUGUGAUUUUCAUAAGAACUUCAUCCAGAGCGUCCGCAACAAGAGGAAGAGGAAGACCAGUGACGAUGGAGGGGAAUCUCCCGAUCAUGAUGUGGAGGUGCCUGAGGUCGACCUUUUCCAGCUGCAGGUGAACACGUUGAGACGCUACAAGCGACACUACAAGCUGCAGACCAGACCUGGACUCAACAAGGCCCAGCUGGCAGAGACGGUGAGUCGUCACUUCAGGAAUAUCCCUGUGAACGAGAAGGAGACGCUGACGUACUUCAUUUACAUGGUGAAGAGCAGCAAGAGCCGCUUGGACCAGAAAGGAGACGGCGGCAAACCGUUGGACUAAAGCUUCCCGACAACAACCGCAGCAAUCGCCACGACAGACAUCGACAGUGAUCUAUAACCAUGGUGACAAACAAGCAUUAGCAAAGCUGGACACCACUAACUACAGCAACCACCGCUAUGACCAACUCCUCCCACAAUCCUGCAGCCAACUCGUCCUUCAGACCAGACAGUGACUCUCUCUGUCCUCAAAGGACAUCUCACAGAGAAGGAGGCUGAAAAGUUCAGGAUGGGACGAGUUCGCUUUCGCUAUUUUCUCCCUUUUUUCAAAUACACCCUGUCUGUGCACAUGUUGUCACAACGGUCUCCUCUCUCCUCCGCAAAAAGCCGGGUCCCUAAAGACUGUCGAGGACCAGGACUCCGCGUCACCGCAGGGUUUUUACGUUGUCACGCUGUAAUGUAACUUGUCGAUAUGUACAAAAGGAAUCACGUCCGAUCUGAAGUAACCUGGUUGAAUGCAAUGUACAAUAUUAGCUGCCUUAAGUGUAAAAAGCAAAAACACAUUUUGGUAAUUUUUCUUUUCUUCUCUUUGCCGAGUUGACUGUUAAACACGUUCACCAUCCACAAGAACGUGCUUGUGCCAAACAGAGACCGAAAGAAGAGUGUUGGUGAUGAAUGAUGCUGAGUGGGAGGUUUUCGUUUUUUAAUGUGAAAGAACAAAUGAAUUGUAGGAAAGCGGUGUCGCCUUCACUGAAUUCCCGUUCAGCUGUCGAGGGCUCGGGGUCACAAAACUGGCAAAGUCUUUUCGCACUCAUCUCUAAAAUGAUGACGUCGCCAUUUUCCAACCGAACGUGAUGCAUUUAAAGACUGUGGUGAAUGAUGUAGCAUUUGGCUGCGACCCACUCGUCUCCUUCAUCGUAUAAACACACAUGAGGAUUUAUUUCUUUGUGCAUUGCAGGCGUCGGUAGCUACUUCCUUUUUAAAAAAAAUAUAUAUAUAUAAUAGUUAUUUCCUCUUUAGUUGAGCCUUAAUUCUAUUGGUUGUAUAAAGUUGUUUCUUGGAGAUAUGAUUUAGUUUUCUUUGGUUUUGUUUUUUUGUGUGCGUUUGUGUGUGUGUACUUGUACUUCUGUGUUUGUGAGGACUAUUUCACAGAUGGAGAGAGGACAUUUUGGCCGGUCCUCAUGAAUUGAAAGGGCUGUUGGAUUGUUUGAUAUUAUAGGGUGAUGUUUGGGGUUAGGCGUUUAUUUGUGAUAGUUAAAGUGAAGUGUGGGGGGCUCGAGUGUUUUAUGUCAACAAGUGUCCUCAGAAAAGAUAGAAGUACAAGUAUGUGAGUGUGUGUGUGUGAAGCAGGGGAAGGUUGAAAGAGUAAAUAUUGGCACCUUUUUAAUAUUUAAGUGUUUAUAGUGGACGGCGUCUCAACUCUUGAUUUGAAGCUUUUUUCGAACCUGGAUGUAUUUCAAGAAGCCGGAUUGAUGACUGUAGAUUGUUCUUUUUGUUUUCCUUCCCAUAUUUAGAAUGUCACUCAGCAGAGCUCAUUCCUCCGCCAAGACCCAACAGUCACUUAAAUUCACUUAUGUUACUCAGACUCGUUGAUAUUAAUCCUCUAAAUAUGUCUGAUUUUGGCGAAGUGGUGAUAAUUUAAAACAAACAAUUCCAAUUCCUGGAUCUGUCCUCUUGUCCAGAUGCACACCAACAUUGAAUGGCUUCUUUCUUGACCCGUGUCCCAACCUUCCUCUGAGUUUUGUGGAAGUCUGUCCUGUCGUUUUAGCGUAAUCCUGCUGACAAACAAACGGACAGGGGAGACAACUGGAUUUGUGUUUCUACUUUAUGACUCUCGACUCCUUAAAGGUUUUACAUUUGUACGUAAACAGUGACUCUGCUAGUUUUGGCUGCAACUAAUGAUUAUUUCUCCUUAUUUCUUUUUAAGUAAUCUAUCACUGUUCUAGUUUGUGCAGUGUAUAAAAUGCUCUGCAAAGCUGAAAAUCACAUCUCUGUUGAACUUCGCCAUCAGCUGUUGGAUUGGGCCUUUUUAUUUUUCCGUAAACCACAGGCAGUGAUGAGAAAUGACCAGUAGGUGGCCUCCUGUGACCCCUGUUAACGUUAAACAUGAUGAAUUUGACACGCUUAUUUAAGUCCUCCGUGUUGUGCUGACGUCCGACUUCUGUUUGUCCUUCAUCUUAAAACGCUCGUCCUCUUUAACUGCCUUUCUUUUUAAAUCAUAGUGGCUACAUUGACAUGAGCGUACACACUGUUUGACCUUUUUUUUUUU